AUGGACAGGAACAUCAUCGACGCUGCAAGUGGUGGAGCUCUAGUAAAUAAGACGCCGGCACAAGCUUGGGAUCUUAUUGCGAGGAUGGCUGAAAACACGCAGCAAUUUGGUUCAAGGGAUGUUGGACAGAUGAGCGGAAACAACAGUGACCAUGCUAUCCAAUCGAUGCAAAAACAACUUUCUGAGUUGACGAGCUUUGUUCGCAAGAUGGUCGUGGAAAAAUCCAACCCGAGUGUCCAGGUCAAGGCGUGUGGAAUAUGCACGAGUGCAGGACACCCUACAGAUGCAUGUCCGACCCUCCAAGAAGAAUGUGCAGUGGAUGUGAACGCUGCAAACUACGAUGCAAUAGCCUCGCUCUUACGAGAAACAGCUCCCCCAAGCACCCACAAGCAACUCCUGUCCGUCCUUGGAAGACUUGGUGAAGUCUAUGGCUACCAGUACCCUGCAAUUCCAGCAAAAGAUAAGUCAAGUGUCGAAAAGCUACAAAGUCAGAUUAGCCAAGUUUCAGAAGAGGUAAAACAGCUACGAGAAAGAGGAAAGUGGCCUGCGCAAGCAGAGCAAAACCCGAAGAACAUCAGUGCUAUAACUCUUCGCAGCGGAAAAGAAUUGGAAGGUCCAUCUCCUAUCUCGAAGGGACAGAAUGAAGAUCAGAUUGAGAUGGAGAUUGAAAAAGAGGCCGAACUUCACGAAAAGGUACCUUCUAACUCUGUUCCUCCUACUGAAGCUAAACCAGCUCCUUUUCCUGAUAGGUUGAAAAGACCACAAAAGGCGAACAAACGAAAAGCGAUGAUGGAAAUCUUCAAGAAGGUGGAACUUAAUAUCCCGCUCCUGGAGGCUAUCAACCAAAUUCCCAAGUACGCGAAGUUUUUGAAAGAACUGUGCACUAACAAAAGGAAAUUGCGAGGGAACGAGUACAUUAUAGCGGGUGAGAACGAGGAUUCAAAACCAGUGAGACAAGCUCAAAGGAAGUUGAACCCGAUUAUGACUGAGGUAGUCAAGAAAGAAGUGUUAAAGCUUCUCGAAGCUGGUAUCAUCUACCCUAUCUCCGAUAGUAGGUGGGUGAGUCUAGUUCAAGUGGUUCGCAAGAAAGCUGGAGUAACGGUGGAAGAGACUCGAGAAGGAGAAAAGCUCCCAGUUCGAAAACAAACUGGAUGGCGUCAAUGCAUAGAUUACCGUAAGCUGAAUGCGGUAACAAAAAAGGAUCAUUUUCAUCUCCCUUAUAUUGAUCAAAUGAUUGAACGACUCGCUGGUCACGCAUAUUACUUCUUUUUAGAUGGAUUUUCAGGUUAUUUUCAGAUAGCGAUAGCACCCGAGGAUCAGGAGAAAACAUCAUUUACUUGUCCGUUUGGAGUUUUCGCCUACAGAAGGAUGCCUUUUGGUUUGUGUAACGCUCCUGCAACAUUCCAAAGAUGUAUGGUAAGUAUUUUCUCUGAGUAUGUUGAGCGAAUCAUUGAAGUUUUUAUGGAUGACUUUAGUGUAUAUGGCUCUAGUUUUGAUGAUUGUCUAAGUAAUUUGACUUUAAUCUUGAAACGAUGCAUCGAAACUAACCUUGUGCUCAAUUGGGAGAAAUGUCAACUGAUGGUUCAGCAAGGAAUUGUUUUAAGCCAUAAGGUGUCACAUGAGGAUAUAGAAGUAGAUAAAUCUAAAGUUGAGCUAAUCACUGCUUUACCUUACCCUGCUUCUGUGCGAGAGCUGUGUGGUUUUUUAGGACAUGCAGGUUUCUACCGACGCUUCAUCAAGGACUUCUCCAAGAUCGGAGCACCAUUGUUUCACCUCCUGCAGAAAGAUGUAGCAUAUGAGUUCAAUGACGAUUGCAAGAAGGCAUUUGGAGCACUGAAGGAGCGCCUCACAACACCACCGAUUAUUCAACCUCCGAAUUGGGACUUGCCAUUCGAGUUGAUGUGUGAUGCAAACGAUACUGCAUUGGGAGCCGUUCUAGGGCAACGAGUUGGGAGAGCUUCUCAUGUCAUCUACUAUGCUUCGCGAGCACUGAAUGGCGCUCAAUUAAAUUACUCCACCACGGAGAAAGAGAUGCUUGCUAUUGUUUUUGCUCUUGAUAAAUUUAGAUCUUAUCUUUUAGGCACUAAAGUGUUUGUGUACUCUGACCAUGCAGCUAUGCGUUACUUGAUGGCAAAGAAGGAAGCCAAACCUCGAUUAAUUCGAUGGGUGCUCCUUCUACAAGAGUUCGACAUAGAGAUUCGCGACAAGAAAGGAACUAAAAAUUUGGUAGCUGACCACUUGAGUCGUAUACCCGUGGAGUCAGAAGCAGUUCCUGUUCGAGAGUCGUUUCCUGACGAACAGCUUCUCUCUAUUACGACUACACACCCUUGGUAUGCUGAUAUUGUUAAUUACUUAGUCACUAACGAGUUUCCUGCAGGUUGGGCAAAGGCGAAAAGGGAUAAGCUCCGCAGCGAUGCAAAAUACUACAUUUGGGAUGACUCCUACCUUUGGAAGCGAUGCUCUGAUCAAAUCAUUCGAAUGUGCGUGUCAACCUCAUAUCAUCCUCAAACGAAUGGACAAGCUGAAAUCUCCAACCGCGAAGUCAAGUCUAUCUUGGAGAAAACAGUUCAACCGAACAGAAAAGAUUGGAGCUCGAGACUCGAUGAUGCUCUGUGGGCAUAUCGAACAACAUACAAGACACCAAUAGGGAUGUCACCAUUUCGAUUGGUGUAUGGAAAACCUUGCCAUUUACCUGUGGAAAUUCAACACAAAGCAUUUUGGGCAGUGAAAAAGUGCAAUAUGAAUCUUCAAGAAGCCGGAGUCCAUCGAAAAAUGCAAAUUCAAGAGCUGGAGGAGAUUCGACAAGAGGCAUACGAGAAUGCAAUACUCUACAAGGAAAAGACAAAAGCCUUUCAUGAUCAUCACAUCUCCAGAAAAAUUUUUGAGAUCGGACAGAAAGUCUUAUUAUAUCACUCUCGUCUUAAGCUUUUCCCUGGAAAGCUGCGCUCUAGGUGGAUAGGGCCCUUUAUCGUUACUAAACUUUUUCUUUAUGGUGCAGUGGAGAUUCAGAGCUUAAGGACGGAGAAAAAGUUUGUGGUCAAUGGACAUCGUCUUAAGUCAUAUUACGAGGGAUUCCCACUUGAAUCUGUAGAGCUGGUGUCUCUCGCCGAUGUCGAAGUUGAGGACUGA
Molecule: messenger RNA, 3129 nt
Organism: Andrographis paniculata
Lineage: Eukaryota; Viridiplantae; Streptophyta; Magnoliopsida; Lamiales; Acanthaceae
Exons: 4
Coding region: 1-3129 (1042 amino acids)
Biological process (GO): DNA integration
Molecular function (GO): nucleic acid binding
Source: RefSeq, a predicted model, not a curated record